Messenger RNA from Olea europaea var. sylvestris, 499 nucleotides. RefSeq names its product rapid alkalinization factor-like. The transcript has a single exon. Bases 26 to 370 code for a protein of 114 amino acids. NCBI's taxonomy places the organism in Eukaryota, Viridiplantae, Streptophyta, Magnoliopsida, Lamiales, Oleaceae. The record is from RefSeq and is a predicted model, not a curated record.
GAAGAGAGACCAUUGACAAACAACAAUGCGUAUCUCUCUCUUUCGAUGCUUCAUAUUCUCCGCGGUGCUGGUGGCGGCUCUGCUCAUCUCUGCCGCUAACGCCGGAGGCGACGAGUUCAGCUGGAUGCCAGUAAAAUCACAGUGCAAUGGAUCCAUAGCAGAUUGCAUCGACGCCGAAGGUGAAUUGGAAAUGGAUUCCGAAAGCAAUCGGCGCAUUCUAGCAACCACCAAGUACAUUAGCUAUGGCGCGCUGAAAGCCAAUAAUGUACCAUGCUCGAGGAGAGGUGCGUCGUACUACAACUGCCGUCCUGGUGCCCAAGCUAACCCCUACACCCGUGGUUGCUCCGCUAUCACGCGGUGCCGGAGUUAGUUUUCCGUCAAUUUUAAUAUAUGCAUCUGUAUGUAUAACUGUGUGACUCAGUUUAUAAUAAUUGGCGUUUUGUGUUUAAAUAUCUGAUUUAUAUACACAAGUUUAUUGAAAGUUCGAAAUAUUAUUUCA